AUGUCGGGGAUGAAAUCGGGAAAGGCAUCCAUCGAAUUUCAUCACAUUUUUGGACGCAGAAGGCGUGGCUUUGGUCGUCGAGCAUCAGAACCCGGAUGUGACGCAAUUAAAGACGGUAGCGGAUGUAACUAUUACUACGACACAUGCGCAGACUGUACACUGAACCCAGAUCAAGACUGCCCUGGUUUCAAGGCGGCCGCCGACAACUACAGAGCAAGUUACGAGACACAGCUGUUACUGGAGAACGUCCAGGAUUGGACUUACAAAGUCAUCAGUGUUAACGUAGAUCGCACCAGUUUUGAUCCGGUAUCCAUGGGUUUCAAGAAGGUGGAAGCCACAGUGGUCAUCUUGGGUAAAAGCCUAAAGUUCUGGGCCAGCCAACCAGUGAACCCGAACGAUUCCGAAACAGCUGCGCCUGUCCUUGCUAUGCAAGCUUGGAACUUAUUCAAAGCCGUGUAAUUCUAAUAAAACACAUUUUACUUCUG
Messenger RNA from Liolophura sinensis, 485 nucleotides. RefSeq lists its product as uncharacterized. The record is from RefSeq and is a predicted model, not a curated record. Lineage: Eukaryota; Metazoa; Mollusca; Polyplacophora; Chitonida; Chitonidae. The coding region runs from base 1 to 459 and encodes 152 amino acids. The transcript is spliced from 4 exons.